AUGUAUAUGGGUGAUGCCUCAAAUAUUUGCUUUCUGCAAACCAUUCGUGGGACUGUUUUUGAUAACUUCGGCCCCUGUGGCCUUGUCAACGACUCCCUACGCCAUUCUAUGGUAGAGGAGCCCGCCUGGGGAACCUCCCACGACGAUCCUGCGCUCGACUUUCCAAAGCGUCCAUCGAAGCCAACCAAAGACGAAGUCGAGUACUUUCUUGUAUGGUUCAAACGUACAACAGAGUGUGUCUUGGCGCUUUUCGAUGAUCAUAAGUUACAUGACAACAUAUUCAGCUGGCUGGACAACCCCUCUGAUUAUAGUCAUUCCGCGGUGGCGUUGCAUCAUCUGAUCAUCGCCCUUGGUGCCCAAUCAUGUCCCAAGGACUUCGAUGACAUUGCCGAGGCACAUUUCCACUACGGGCGUUAUAUCGUGCUGAUGAGACUGGUUGAUGGCCCGAGCAUCGCCAUGGUCCAGUGUUACGCCCUCAUAGCCAUGUACCUUUUGGCCAGCUCACGCAGAAAUGCGGCCUUCAUGUAUCUCGGCAUCUCGGUGCGCGGAGCUUACGCGCUGGGAUUGCAUAGGCAGGAUGUCUCCGCGCUCCACGAUCCCACCGAGUACACGGCCCGCGAGCGGCUCUGGAGAGGGCUCAGGAUUUUGGACAACUUCAUGAGCGCGUCUCUGGGCCGUCCCCCGGCAACAAACGAGACUCGCAAUACACGGUCUGGUCCACACUAUUCUGCCUCCAACGAUCUCUGCUGGAUAUUUGAGAAUAUCUUGACAGAAAUCUAUGCUAAACGCAAUGUCACCACUGAUGGUCUGGAGAACAUAAGCGAGCUUCAUCGAGAAUGGUCAUCACGGUUUACGAGUGGUCUCGAGACGGAUGGAAUAUUACCAGACAUGCGUAUCUAUCAGCAGGGGGAUGCGACCCUAAACAUCGGACUUCUUCACCUGAAAGAGGCAUACUACUGGACAAUAAUGUUGCUCUCUCGGCCAUUCUUAGUAGAAUAUGUCACCCUUCGAUUGAAGCAAAGAAAGGCGGAGCAAACAAAUUUUACCGGCUCGACUAGUACUUCACGUCAGUUUUCGGCCUCCCAUGCUAUACUGGUCCAGGCCUGUAUUGACUCGGCAAUCCGGACAGCUAAGCUGCUCCAACCCAUGAUAUCUUCAUCUCUCACUCCUAAAAGACUCCCCUAUGUCGUCAACUCGGCCUUCGUAGCAGCCCUGGUGCUUGGCUUGGCCUUAUUUUCUGACCUAGAUGACGCCACGCCCAUCAUCCACCAUAUGGAAGCUUGCCACGACGUGUUGUUCAAGUUUAGCAAGCAUGAUGCUGUGGCGAAAAGAUACCUGUUCAUCACGGAGAAAUUACAAGAAGUCUGCGGUGAGAACUUGAAGAUCCGACAGAAGGAGCAAAUGGAGAGCAAGGGUAAAAUGCUGCAUAUGAUCUUCGGGAGCAUCGACAGCAUCGGCUCGCAGGAGCACCAAGCCUCUCCUGGCCUUGGGACGUCCGGGGGUGAUGCGUCACACAUCCUGUCUCCCGAGUCUCAAAUGUCAAUGCAAGCAGAAAGCUUGUUUUCAGAAACAAUGUGUGCUCUUGUCGAUAACGAGACCGAGACAGAAAAUACGAGCGACGAACAGGCCUGGAUAUAUAGCAUGUCUGAUGACUUCAUGAGUUCGGACAACCAAGUCGCGGAUUUCGUAUCGCCCAGUACCCUCUGGCUAGAUGGAGAUUGUGAGCUCACUGUAGAGGCCGGAGACAACUGA
Messenger RNA from Clonostachys solani, 1752 nucleotides. The record is from the annotation of a GenBank genome assembly. NCBI's taxonomy places the organism in Eukaryota, Fungi, Ascomycota, Sordariomycetes, Hypocreales, Bionectriaceae.